AUGUUCGCCAAAGUGAUCAUUUUCGUGGCCAUCGCCGUUGCCUGCGCCGCCGGUAAGCCCCUGACGGCAGCUGUCGUUGCUGCCCCGGGUGUCGUGACUGCCCAGAGCUCGCAGGUCUUUGCCAGAAACUACAACGGAGUGGCCGCUGCAUACACUGCACCGGCUGUUGUCUCGGCGGCUUAUACUGCUCCAGUGGCCGCUGCCUAUACCGCUCCAGUGGCUGCCGCCUAUACCGCUCCAGUGGCCGCCGCUUACACCGCCUACAGCUCACCAGUUGCUGCCGCCUAUACUACGGCACCAGUGGCCGCUGCGUACAGUGCUCCCUUCGCGGCUGCGUACACCGCUGCGAACUACGCCUCGUACUACCCGUAUGUGCUGUAA
Molecule: messenger RNA, 381 nt
Organism: Anopheles marshallii
Lineage: Eukaryota; Metazoa; Arthropoda; Insecta; Diptera; Culicidae
Product: vitelline membrane protein Vm26Ab-like
Exons: 1
Coding region: 1-381 (126 amino acids)
Source: RefSeq, a predicted model, not a curated record